Molecule: messenger RNA, 1115 nt
Organism: Haliotis rubra (blacklip abalone)
Lineage: Eukaryota; Metazoa; Mollusca; Gastropoda; Lepetellida; Haliotidae
Product: solute carrier family 23 member 2-like
Exons: 5
Coding region: 408-1115 (235 amino acids)
Biological process (GO): transmembrane transport
Cellular component (GO): membrane
Molecular function (GO): transmembrane transporter activity
Source: RefSeq, a predicted model, not a curated record
AUUGUCCACCUUGCCACACAUUGUAAAGACUUGCUAUCGCUGGAUUGUUGCCGUAUUGUUGCCGACGUGUUAUCGGAUUGUUGCUGCAUUAUUGCCGGAUCGUUGCUGCAUUAUUGCCAGAGCGUUAUCGGAUUGUUGCUGUGUUGUUGCCGGAGAGUUGUCUGAUUGUUGCUGUGUUGUUGCCGUAGAAGUGUCUGAUUGUUGCUGUGUUGUUGCCGUAGAAGUGUCUGAUUGUUGCUGUGUUGUUGCCGGAUUGUUGCUGGACUGUUGCUCGAUUGCUGUCAACAGGCUGACGUUAGGACUGGUGUUUGUCAGAGAGUCUGUGAAUAUCAACGUCAGCAUCAUUUUAGUUGUGAAUUUUGUACUAUCUGCACGUGCGCAGGAAGAACAGGUUGCAGCAACGGGCCAUGUCGGCUGUGGAAGAUGAAGAUGUGGAGUCGAAGGAAGCAGCGCCAGACGUUCACGACGACGGUGAAAAAUCGGGGACAGCUUUGCGGUACACUCUCACAAAACCACCACCGAUUAUAUUCACCAUCGGCGCUGCCCUGCAGCACACGUUGAUGUGCGUUCCUUCAUUUCUGGUUGGGAGUUCCCUGGCCGCUGAUAUCGUGGGUGCGGAACAUGACAGUGUUAUCAGAAGCAAGCUCUUCUCCACCAUAAUAUUUAUGUCAGGUGUCUGUACGCUGCUGCAGACGGCUCUAGGUGCCAGGCUUCCGAUUAUCCAGGGUUUAUCGGCAGCAUUUCUACCUGUCUUGUUGACAGCACAGAGAAGUCCGGAGUGGACCUGCACAGAGAGCAGCACAAACAUCAACAGCACACACAGCAACAGCACAUACGUCAACAUCACAGACGAUACUAAUUCAACCCCAGGUACUGCAUCAAUGGCCGACGUGCUGUCCUGUCUGACUCCCGAAGAUAAACUGAGAGAGAUAUCUGGGAGUUUAAUGGCUGCCUCGACUGUUGAGAUUUUCCUUGGCGGAACAGGACUUGUUGGUCAUCUCAUGAAGUUUGUGGGUCCAGUGACGGUGGCCCCCACCAUUGCUCUGGUGGGGCUCAGCGUGUACAAGGUUCCCAUUGCCUACACCCGGUCGUCAUGGGAACUGGCCUUACUGUAA